AAUUCAACCCAAAAGAAGAGAGAGUGCUUUUUCCAUCUCACUUUAUUCUCUCUCUCUCUAAAAAAUGUCGUAGCUCAAUUUUCUCUUUCUGCAAGACCAUCAUCUUCCUUCAUUCUCAAAAAUUCUUUUUCUUUCCAACUCAAAAUAUUUUUAUAUUUAAAAAUUAAAUCUUUUUCUUUUUCCUUUUCUCUCUCUGAACCCAUUUUGUUUUUCAGAAAAUUCGAUUGUUAAGGUUGUUCCAUCAUAGUAUUUCGUUGUCCCUCGACACUUUUUAAGGUUAAAUUUCAUCUGGGUGUCUUUGUGGAUCAGACCCAGAUCCUGUUUUUCUCUGAUCCAUAUAUAUUUUCAUUUUCUGGUGAAAAAUUCAGAUAAAGAAGCAAUAUGAAAAAGAAGAAUGAAAGGUUGCUUCUUUGUUUGAUUUGAAGGAGCAUCAAUAAGGACUAAGGAGUGUGUUUUAAAGUGAUUGAUGAAAUUUUUUGUUGAAGAAAUUUGAGUUAUGAUCAAGCAGAUAUUGAAUAGGCUCCCUAAGAAAGGAUCGAAAUCGUCGGAAAAUAAUGAAGGAGGAGGUGGAACAUCAACUUCUUCUUCAAUUGCUUCCAACAGUGUAAGAAGCAGUUAUGGAAAUUCAACAGCUUCAUCGAUCACAAGUGUUGAUUCUAAUUCGAGUCUUGGACUAACUCAUGGUGACAUGCUUGUACAAGCAAUGAAUUCUAAAAUGAAUCUGAAUGGUAGUUUGUCGGCUUCUUAUGAAGCUUUGCCGAGUUUUCGUGACAUUCCAAAUUCAGAGAAGCCGAAUUUGUUUAUAAGAAAGUUGCAAAUGUGCUGUGUUGUAUUUGACUAUACUGACCCUUCGAAGAACGUUAGAGAAAAGGAGAUUAAGCGACAAAUGCUAGUUGAGCUUGUGGAUUAUGUUACUUCGGCUAAUGGCAAGUUUACAGAUGUUAUGAUGCAAGAAAUCGUUAAAACAGUGUCGAUAAAUUUGUUCCGGACGUUGACUACUCCACCUCGCGAAAACAAGGUUCUUGAAGCUUUUGAUAUGGAUGAGGAAGAACCUUCAAUGGACCCUGCAUGGCCUUACUUGCAAAUUGUGUAUGAACUUCUUCUUAGGUUUGUCACAUCACCCGAGACGGAUGCGAAGUUAGCGAAAAGAUAUGUUGAUCAUUCAUUUGUUCUCAGAUUGUUAGACCUUUUUGAUUCAGAGGAUCCUAGAGAGCGCGAUUACUUGAAGACGGUUCUUCAUCGAAUAUACGGGAAAUUUAUGGUGCAUCGACCGUUCAUCAGAAAAGCAAUCAACAAUAUAUUCUACCGUUUCAUUUUUGAAACUGAGAAACACAAUGGUAUUGCAGAGCUGUUAGAAAUUUUGGGAAGUAUAAUCAACGGAUUCGCUCUGCCACUGAAAGAAGAACACAAGCUGUUUCUCGUGCGAGCUCUUAUUCCUCUUCAUAAACCGAAAUGCAUAGCGAUGUAUCACCAGCAGUUAUCUUACUGCAUCACACAGUUUGUUGAAAAAGACUGCAAGCUUGCUGAUACAGUUAUACGCGGAUUAUUGAAGUAUUGGCCGAUAACAAAUAGCAAUAAGGAGGUUAUGUUCUUAGGGGAGCUGGAAGAAGUCUUGGAGGCAACUCAACCUGCAGAGUUUCAGAAAUGUAUGGUACUCUUGUUCCGCCAAAUAAGACGGUGCUUGAGCAGUUCACAUUUUCAGGUAGCAGAAAGGGCUUUGUUCUUAUGGAAUAAUGACCACAUUGAGAACUUGAUCAAACAGAACCACAAAAUUAUACUUCCCAUAGUCUUACCUGCUUUGGAGCAAAAUGCAAGGAACCACUGGAACCAAGCUGUACGAAGUUUGACAAUAAAUGUUUCCAAGAUCUUCUCAGACACUGAUCCUGCAUUCUAUGAAGAAUGCAUGAUCAAGUUCCGAGAAGAUGAAGUGCAAGAGAAUGAUAUGAAGUCAAAACGCGAAGCCAGAUGGAAGCGCAUGGAAGAAAUGGGUGGCAUGAAAGCUUCAACCAAUGAACCAGUUUUGGUUUCUCCAAGAACUCCUGGAACUUCUAGUAAGCCAAGUAGGCCUCAAUUGGAUUGAUCCUUGAAUUUUUUGGCAUUGCAGGGUGGAAAAGCAUGAGAAUACAAAAAAGGUGAUAAUGUGUCGCUUUUGUUGGUUCCCUUGACCAAAUGAUAAGCUCUCGACGCCAUUUGUGUGGUACAAAAUAGCUCCAACUUGGUUUUUACAAGCAUGAAAUGUAUAUAUUGAAUUGCAUGAGACUUAAAUGGAUGUCUCAAGCCACUGUUUAUUUUGGAAUUCACUUUUUGUAGCCGGCCUUUGCAAUUUGAUCUAUGUAGCACUGACAGACACCACACAUGCGGUUACAUUCAAUUAUUCUAUUUUAUCAAAUUAUUAACGGUGUCAGCAUGUCAGUGCUUCAUAGAGUUUGGUGCUACAAAGAAUCACAAAAUGGCUUGAGUUCCACGUUUAAUCUGCUUUCAUACUUCACUUUGAUGGAAACAUGUUCCAUUUCUGUUUCCAAUUUGUAGUGUUAAUUUUGAUUUUCUUGUGUAGUUGAGUUGGUUGUUUAAAGAAAGUUGAUAAUUAGGGGGUUAUCUUGUAAUGAAUUGUGCUUGUUUGUUAUAUAUUCCUAAAGCAAUUUGUUUAACACAUGUGUUAUUUGUGACUAAGAAUUUGAAAUCUUCUUUUUCUCGAA
Messenger RNA from Trifolium pratense (red clover), 2696 nucleotides. Its product is annotated as serine/threonine protein phosphatase 2A 57 kDa regulatory subunit B' theta isoform-like. Gene Ontology annotation, biological process: signal transduction. Gene Ontology annotation, cellular component: protein phosphatase type 2A complex. Bases 497 to 2080 code for a protein of 527 amino acids. The record is from RefSeq and is a predicted model, not a curated record. Gene Ontology annotation, molecular function: protein phosphatase regulator activity. NCBI's taxonomy places the organism in Eukaryota, Viridiplantae, Streptophyta, Magnoliopsida, Fabales, Fabaceae. The transcript is spliced from 3 exons.